Lecanosticta acicola is the source of this 577-nucleotide messenger RNA. NCBI's taxonomy places the organism in Eukaryota, Fungi, Ascomycota, Dothideomycetes, Mycosphaerellales, Mycosphaerellaceae. The record is from the annotation of a GenBank genome assembly.
AUGUCACACCGACGAUCGAUCUGGCAAUGUGCCCUGCUCUUCUUCACCUUCCUCUCCAUCGCUCUGGCAGCCUGUAAGCUCCCUAAACCCCCGAGCCUCUCCCAUCUCUAAUUUGAUAUUGCUCACAGCACCCACCUCCUUCUGCAAAUGCACCUGCUUCAGCAACAGCACCAUCAUCCCCCUCAACGAUAAUGCGGCCUCUCUGAAAUCCAACACCUUCUUCACAUCCAACAAGACCGCUUCCCAAACCCCCGACAAGGAAGGCCAGCUCAUUGACCUCGAAUCCGAGACCGCCCGUAUCGUCCUCCGCGACUCAGACCCCGAAUCUCCAAAGAAAGCUCGUACCUGUGCAGAUUGUACCAAGAAAUUCUGCCUGUCGUACAAUCUGCCGAUAUGCCAAGGAGCGGAUGAGGAUGAGCAUGUGUUUACGACUUGCUUCCAGCGGGAUUCAACGAAAGAUCAAGUGAUAAUAUAUCUGUUCAUUGUGGCCACGGUAGGACUAUUGGCUUGGGCUGGAGUGAAGCCAUGGUAUGAGAGAUGGAGAGAGGGGAGGGGGUAUGCACGGGUGGGAGGAUAA